Molecule: messenger RNA, 4054 nt
Organism: Astrephomene gubernaculifera
Lineage: Eukaryota; Viridiplantae; Chlorophyta; Chlorophyceae; Chlamydomonadales; Astrephomenaceae
Source: the annotation of a GenBank genome assembly
AUAGGUACGGCUAUCGGGGUCUCAUGGGGUCUCAGGCCUGAUACUGACCUUCACGACCCCGAUAGUCUACAGAAAUGCGUUGCUUUUAGCUUGGGAGGAAGUCUGUUACAUAUAUCAUGUAAAGCCAGGCAGCUCGCGACUCUUGGAGGCCGGACAUGGCCACACGUCAUAGCUGCCUCUCGUUAGGGGGCCUUAAUAAAGAAGGAAAAUGUGGCUACGGUUGCAAUAAGCAUACUCUUACUCCUAGCGAAGAAAGCUUGCAAGAAUUCUUGACCAGCGAGGGCUUCGAUAAGUCUCUCGUCUCGGCGAUAGUUCGAGACAAAAUCUUCCCAAACCGUAAUGCAACUGACUAUACUAAGAUUGCUGAGGCGAACGUGGGCGGAAAAAAGCUGCGAGUGCGGGUCAACUGUCAGCAUGCGGUGGCGCAGGCCGCCCAUUUAACCGAAGCGGGAAAGUUUGAGGAAUCGGACAUUUUCUUCGAGCAGUUCACUGAGGACGUCGCCCACGUCCGAUCUCAUGUCACUCGUAGCACUCCAGCCGGCGCCGACCCAUUGGUCAUCGGACAGGCCCUGCUUGGCGCCGCUAGGAAGGCGCUGAGGUCUGUCCUUCAGGCUGUUGACAUCAGCACAUUCCUCUCACUCCGCUUUCGUCACGGUAGCUCAAGGCGCUGGCAGCACGAUGGGGUGGACUCGGGUACAGCUUCUGGCGGCAGGGCCAGCAGCAACACCAGCAGCAGCACCAGCAGCACGGGUUGCCGUGCGUACCACGAGCAGUCUAGGAGCAAUGAGGCGCUUUCUUUAUUAGAGAAGUUCUGGCGUAUUGACGAGCGCAGCGGCCUGUACUCGCCGCAUCAAUUGGCGUUGUGUGUCGCAGUAGAAGCCGCCAUUCCCCCUGACAAGCUACUGGCCACGAUGCAGGAGGCAAGGCAGCUACCAUUCAUGCAGGACAUGAUUAACGAUUCCGGUCGGACAUCAGCGGGGUGGCGAGAGCAUAUCCUCGGAACAUGGUCACCGGACGGCAUGCCAAGCGCGCGGCUUACUGGUGCCGGACUAGACACGUACGCACGCCUGGUGUCCGUGGCUCUGGGGAAGGUAAAGCCCGGCUUUACCGAGCUCCACGUCUUUGAGCCGAGCACUGGACUGCUAUGGACCUAUCCCUCGUUCGUGGGCCCCUUCACAGUCGACCUCCCGCUCUCUUGCGGCGCAAAGCCAGUCCGCCUGCACGUGAACGGUUGUCACAUGCCGGGUUUCCGCAUGGACCUCGCAGUUGACCCAUUACCCCGGUGGCUCGUGACAAGGGACUCCUUGCUGUUGCGGUCCGUAGAAUGGCGGCUAUUGCGCCUCGCCUUGGCCUCCACAGCGGAGCAGGCAUCGAACGCUGUUGAUGUAGUGCUGCGGCCAGCAAGCCUUGCGCCCGGUGCUUCGCCUAACCCACGACCUCGCAACCCUGCCUUUAACGCCAUCGAAAGCACUUCCCUAGGCGGACUCCAGCAGGCCACAGUGGACGCUGGAAGCAUCGAGCUUACGCCACAACAGCAUAAGCGCCGAGCACGGUCCUUACGCGACCAGGACGACAGCGAUUACGAGGACGAAACGGCAGUGACGCCGCCGGAUUCGUCGCCUCCGGUGAAGCAUGCAUCGAAGCGGAGAUGCAACCAGUACGGUGGACCCGCAGCUAGACCACCGCCUGCCCGCAAGCAAGGCGGCAAGGCGGCGAGCCAAAGGAAGGCUGAAGUGGAGCAGUUCAUGCGUAUCACCCCAACACGCCCUCUGGUGCCGCCACCACGGCCUGUAGUGUGCUCGGAUGUCCUGCUUGAGCUUUUCCCGUUCACGGAGGGCCCGGACGGUUGGGAGUACAGGCCUCCUAGGCUUAUGUGCAAAUGCCGAGAAACGUGGAAGCCACGCCAACGGCUCUGCCGCAGCCGCGCCAGCCAGGCCCUGCAGCCACUUCUGUUUGCGCUAACCAAUGACAAUGAAACGCAGUCUAUGACAGGUUCGGAACUAUAGUAAACUAUGGCAGCCGGAACACUUCCGCGCCUUCACGGCCUCUGCAACGCUAGCUCAAGGCUCUUCGACUGGCGGGUCGGCGCCCGCACCGGCGCUCCGCCGGCAUCCCUACGUCGGUUUCCGCAGCUUUCCAGAGCCCGAGGGGCCGCACAGCACGCAGUGUUAGCUCGCAGCGACACUCGCCGCAGGCCCUGCGGGUGCAGGGGGAGGCAGCACGCCCAGCCACUCAGCUCAUUUGGGGAUGAGGCGGCGGCGGGUGCGCCGCCGCUUCGGGAAAGCGACUGCAAUGGUGAGUUCCACCCUCCGGUCGGCAGACCUUAGGGGGCUGCAUGAUGUGUCGUCGCCCUGCCGUCGGGGGAGACGAGGUGCAGGAACCGCGAGGAGGGCCCGCCUGACUGCGCCGCGAGCGUAAAGGGUGUGCAUGCCGCGAGAAGGGCAUUGCACUGUGUCGUGUGAUCUAUGUAUUGGCGUGACCACCUGCCAUGACCUGUGUAUUGCCGUGACCACCCGCCGUGGCCUGUACACUGAUAUGUUCUUUCCUGGAAGCCACCCGACGUGCGGGACCUCCUGCUGGUUACCCCGGGCUGCCGACCGCCUUGGCAGCCAAAGCGGGCUGCGUGCGUCGCGGCUCCCCCCUCUACGCUGCCCCCCCCUAGCGCCCCAUUCUUCCCCUCGCAGGCAAUUCAGAGUAGUGGCUGGGGAGCUCAUCACGCAUUUACGGCCGAGGGGGCCUUCGCGGUUCUGGGCGCUGCUGACGAGCUGGCUAUCAGCGUAUCGACAGCCACAGCGGGAGGUGAGCAUAGAGGCAGGGCUACGGCGUCGGUCGAGGCCAGUUAGUGACGCUAUUGCGUGUUCGUGGACCCACGGCUCAUGGUAAUUAGAGGCCACGUGAGCGUGCACCAGUAGAAUCCGCAUGCAGGAAGCGAUCGAGUCGAACUGGGUUGGGGGGUUGGUCGUGCACCUGCAUGCGGUUGCCUGUCCGGCAUAGUAGGCGGCGGCAUGGCAGGCACACCUGUGGGCGGCCCUGGCAGUGCACUGUUCUCCCCCAUUUCCAGUUAACACCCCUCUUGGGGCUUGGGGAUGGGUGCGUCGGAAUUAAGGCUAGCAGGCUGUAGGGGACGGGUUUGCAGGCGAGUUAGAUGACGUAGGAAGUCAGGUCCUGUCACCCUUAAAUGGUUGCGAGUUAUGUUUAGGGCUGCUGCAGUGCCAUGGGUAACUGUGCGUCUAGCCAGGACAUGUGCUUGUUAGUUGUGAUAACUGGGUUACUUCGCGCCGUGCGUCCAGGGAGGGCAGGCGAAACAAAACCUGGAGCUCGUCCAACUUACCACCAGGGAAUGUGGAGGGACACCAACGCGGCUGCCCACCUUCCUACUCAUGAUCACCCAAGUAUAAAAACCCCCGCAUAUACUGUGUGUCUUAAAAGCAUGUUAACUGAUAAGCCCAAUAUGGCAUCAUCUCUAAAUGGCCCUGAUACUCAAGCGCUGCUGGAACGCAUCCAGGAGCAUGGGAGUUCUGUAACCGUCAACCUCAACCUGCUGGACUCAGCUGCGACUGCCGACUUGAAGGGACAUAUCACCAGCUGCACUGAGUUCGCUAACGGAGAGGCCGUCCAUUUCUUCGUUUUCACACCUCAUGCUCCAUCGCCGUCGGUGUUGUCAACUUACAAGCUUACUCCAAAGCAACUCGAGCAGUGUCUUGUAUGGAGCGAGAAGUAAAAUGCUGUAGCUGUUCCAAGGAGCACCAUGUGGGGGGCCUGUCCUUGCUGACAUGGCUGUCUGGACCCCCUGUGCUUUUUAGUUCAUUGCUGGUAAAUGAACUUAAGCCACGCCUUGUUUCGGGUUAUUUUUGCAUAGUCAUUGAUUUCUGACGGCGUCAUGACUUGUCGUUAGUUCAUACUGCUCGAACUUGGACACGAAGACUAUGUCACCUAUGUUAUUUGCGUUAACUUGCAAUACGUGAUGCCCAUACGGUGCAUACACGAUCCUGACUCCCCGAGACUUGGUUGCGCCUUUUUCGCUUCCCGCAACGCUGUAACGAGAGAUGCAGAA